AUGGAAGUUUGGGCUGAAGAAGAUGAGGUAAAAGAAGGGGGGGAGGAGAAAAAAGAGGAUGCCUUGGUCCCAGGGGGAGCUCCGCCUGAGCCACCCUAUCUCUUGCCUCCACCUGAAAAGAAAGAAGGGGAAGAAGAGCUCAAACCAGGAGGCUUCGACAUCAAGAUCUUCCGCCUGGCUGCACCUAUGAUCACCAAAACUGCAAGAGAAGUCACCAAAACGGCAAUGGACUUCAUCCUCAAGCUCAGAAUGGACGGCUUCCACAUUGGAAGAAUACAUUCAGAUCGAGGUGGCAGUGAAGAGCUUCAAAACACAAACACGUCGGCUGCUCAAACAAGCCGAUGUGGGCAGCGAAUGUUGGCCAUUAGCGGCUCGCUAUGCCGAUGCCUUGAACAGAAGCUGGCGGCUUGGCGACGCUCCAAGCUUUCCACCCUUCAUGCAGGACGUCCUUGUGAGGCGUCGCACAUGGAGACAGGGUGUCUUCGAGCCCACCGUGGAGAGACUGUCAAGUACCAGUUUCCUGCUCCUGAAGAACAUGGACAUUGGGUUCAAGCUGAAGAAGAACGACCAAGAGUCACCAAAUACGUUCUUCGGAAAGCCAAAGAGCCAAUCACCGACCAGAAGUGUGUCGCAAUCGAAAAGGAACUUGCUGAUGCUUUGACCACCAGAAGGAGGUUGCGAGAGAAGACAUCAGUAAGAAAGAUUGAAAUUGAGGAGAAAGAUUUGAAAGAUGAGGAGAAAGAAGAAGAAAAGGUUCAGCAGCUGAGACACAGGCUGAGCAGAAUGAUAGAAGAAGAAAUGAAGCACAUGGUCGAAGACGACCCUGACAUAGCAGUGGAAGAACUCAAAUGGGUAGCGAAAAUGAAAAGAAUGAUGGAAGAACCAAGUGAGGAGGAUGAGAUUCUCCAAACGAAAGUAAUCUCAACAAGAGAGGUUGUGAAAAGUUGGAAAAGUUGGCUUGAAGCCAUCGAUGCCGAAGUUCAAAGUCUUUUGGAGAAGAAAGAAGCUUUGAAAAAGAUCGCAAGAAAAGAAUUGGAGGAGAUUCAAAAGAAGGCUGCUCAAGAAGGCCGCACUGUGGAGAUCAUACCCUCAAAAUUGGUCUUCACGAUCAAAGCUGGCAGCAAUGGCAGCAAGCGCAAAACACGUUGGGUGAUUUGCAGAAACCAUGAGUCCAAAAAGGAUUCUGAACAGACCUUUUCAAGCGGUGCUGAUGCCGCAGCCUUUCGGCUGUCCAUUUGGGCAGCAGCCCGUUAUCAAUGGGCUGGUGCAGGCAUCGACAUCAAGACUGCAUUCCUCAACGCGUUGAUGGAUCAGGACGACCAAGAAGCUGUCCUGAUUGUGAGGCCACCUGCACUUUUCACCGAGAAGGGCUACAUGGCACCGGAUGAUUUCUUCGUGCCUCAAAGAGCUGUGUAUGGGCUCCGCCGUUCUCCAAGAUUGUGGGGCACGUGCCGCGAUGAAACUAUGGAAAGCUUUCAAAUCGAAGCAGAAGAUUCAAGAGGAGGAAAAGAAAGUUCCAUCUACGAGCUCUUCAAUCAGAACCAAACCUUUGGAGACCAUGUCCUAUGGGGACUGGUUAUGACCUACGUGGAUGACAUCUUCAUCUGCUCAUCCCACUCCAUCCUGGAGGCCAUCAAGGAGAAGUUUCAAGAAACUUGGAAGACAUCAACGCCAGAGUAUGUCUCCGAGCAUCCCAUUCGAGCUCAAAAAUUUGUUGGAGAAGUACUUUGGCUUCUCACCCGCUCACGCCCUGACCUCAUGUAUGGUGUGAGUCGGAUGGGAUCAAACGUCCUGAAGAAUCCCGUCAAAGUCAUGGAGCUAGGAGAUCAAAUGAAGGGCUAUCUCAAAAGAACUCAAGAUGAGGGACUCCGCUACCAGGUGGACUUCAAAGAUGAGAUCGUCCUGCAGGCAUACUCAGAUGCCUCAUUUUCUACUGAAGGCUCAGAAAGUCAUGGAAGCUUUUUGAUUUCGCUGGAAGGGUCGCCGAUUCUUUGGCGAGCUGGCCGACAGAGUCUGGUCACACUUUCAACAGCUGAAUCAGAGAUGACAGAAGUCAUAGAAGCGAUGACUGCUGGCGAAUCAAUAGCUGUCAUGGUCCAAGAGCCCUACGAGGUGGUCAUCAAAGUGUCCUACACCGACAGCCAAGCAGCUGAAGCCAUUCUGACCUGCGAUGGCGGCAGCUGGAGGACGAGGCACCUCAGGCUUCGUUCCUCAUUUGCCAGGCAGAGCAUCAGCCGUGGCGAUUGGCUGAUCCAACAUGUUGCUGGCGAGCCAAUGAUCGCCGACUUGGGGACGAAAGCCUUGAGCGCCAAGUCCCAUCACCCGGAAGUCUCCCUGGAGAAGCGAAGCGAGGAGAAAAGACUUCGAAAGGAAGCGUAG
Molecule: messenger RNA, 2379 nt
Organism: Cladocopium goreaui
Lineage: Eukaryota; Dinophyceae; Suessiales; Symbiodiniaceae
Source: the annotation of a GenBank genome assembly